CAUUCAUUAUUACCUAGUCACUCAUUUAAACUUGGACUAAACGACUCGCCACUUUGUACACUUUGCUCACUUCAUCCUAAUGAGUAUAUAUGUGACCUUCCUCAUAUUUUAUUUAACUGCCCUGCACUCCGACUUAAAAGACUAAUUCUUUUCAACACUCUUAUGUCUCUUAAUAUUCCCAUCAAUCUUUUUUCCAUCUUAAACUCUAAUUCUGAAACAGCUAUCAAAACAAUAAUUGCCUUCAUACAGGCUUUAUUAUAUAGUAUAUAUAAGUACUUAAUUUUUUGUUAAUCUCAAUUCUAUAUUGUUUUAUUCUUACUAUGUAAUUGUUAAGCUAUCAUAGUCUAUACUAGCGGCUUUUAAAUAAAUAAAAAAAAAAAAAUCAUAUAUUCAUAAUUUUUAAAAUCAUUGGUUUGCGUUUAUUCUUGUCCUUAUACGUUUUAUACAUGUACGAAUAUUUUCUGAAAAUUGUACCUAGUCCUAUACCUGGCUAUAUCUGUAAUUAAUAUCGUAGUCUGCACUCGGUACCUAUAUUAUACCCUGCAGCACACGUGUAAAAAUCAACUAACAGUGACACAGUGGUGUUGUGUGCAAAAUUUAAAAUUUGAACUACGUAUUUAAAAAGUGUAGGUAAAAGUUUACUGAACCAAAAAGAGAUAAUGCAUUGUGGCUUUUUUCUACUUUAUAAGUUUCAACUUUAGUCCGUCAUCCGACAGUUGGUUGGGAUUUCGUUAGUUGACAAUAAUUGUCGUACGGAUUGUAUUCUUGUAUCUCGAGGCAGUGAUGGGGCAAAACGUGCAUAGUUGGAUGUUUAACAGACAAAAUAGCGAGUGAAAAGUUGCACUCAACGGCUCCCGCCAAUAACGACUGACGAGUAAUGGGUCGAUAAAUUAAUCAAUUAUAGCGAGGUAAUUGUAUUUGGCGCUGCUUCUCGGGAUCGAUACAACUUAAGCAUAUAGGCAUUUAAUAAAGUUUAAUCGGGGACCUAUUGUACCGGGGGCUAUAUACGUUUAUGUAGGUAUAUUAUUAAGCUAUAUAUUAUACCAUAUCUGUAGCUAAACUAUAUUAUUAUGUUAUUAUAAUAUACUAUUCUCCGAUGUGUCCUGCGUACGUCACAAUAAUCGGCACCUCGUCGUAUUUAUAGUGUUCUAGUAUAUUCUACCGGUGCUCGCGUCCAUCUGUUAAUCUAUUUUCAGACGUCUCCGAGGCGGUCACAGUCGAUGGGAUUCGAUUGUUCGAUACCGUGGGCCCAUAUUCACGACACCCGAAAAUCGGCGAUCAGUGUUUCCGGCACAGGCACAUUGAUCGGACACGACCAUCGCGUGCAAUGACACAACAACUGCAAUGACAGUAUAAUUAUUUUAUCUUAUUUUAUGUACCACGCGGUGAUAAAUAAUUGGUUUGCCAUAUACCUACUAUAGUAUUAUAACCACAAGAGGAGCCAAAUCGCUCACAUCCCAUAGCCGUGUCAAGUGUCGACUCAACUGCGUAAUAGUCCACACUUAUUGUAAUGGAUUCGUGGCUGUCGGUGGACGUGACAACGGCCAAUGUCCUGUCCAGAGACAAUCGAGGAUCCGUCCGCGGAGUCAAGACGCGUACAUAUUUUCUUCGACUCGACCGCAGACAAUGGAUAUAUCGUCAGACGUCUGGGGGCAGUUAGCAUUAGAGGCUUCUCAGGUGUAUAUCGAUGACGGUACAGGAGGACCCGCCAAGAGCCCGUACGCCGGAACGACGAUCGAAAAAUUGCCGGAUAAAGUUUUGCUGAACAUAUUUUCGUACCUGAGCCACAAAGAAAUAUGUAGUAUGUCAAGAGUGUGUAAAAAGUGGCGCACGAUUGCGUAUAACACGUCCCUGUGGUACAGCGUAUCUCUGAGACCGGAAAUAUCAGGACUCCACGUCACGUCUCUGGACUUUUUGUUGUCUUUGAUCAGUGUGAGAUUCGGCUCUUCGUUGCGCUACAUCGAGCUGCCCAUCGAGCUUAUAACGCACACAGUCUUGCACGAACUGGCCAAUAGGUGUCCAAAUCUCACUCACAUGCUACUCGACUUCUCGACCGCCAUGCAACUACACGAUUUCAGCGAGCUCCAAGCGUUCCCCACCAAGUUGAAAUACCUCUGCGUGUGCCUGUCGGAAGUGAUCUUCAUGGAAGGGUUCAUGAGAAAAAUCUACAACUUCAUCAACGGACUGGAAAUACUUCACCUGAUAGGUACUUACGAAAAAGUCGAGGAGGAAGAAGAAGAGAUUUACGAAGUGAUAAACGUGCACAAACUCAAAUCGGCGACGCCAAACUUGAGGGUCAUAAACUUGUACGGGAUAAACUUCAUCGACGACAGUCACAUUGACGCGUUCAGCUCCAAUUGUAUACAACUUGAGUGUCUGGCCGUGAACUAUUGUUCCAAGGUCACGGGAUCUACAAUGAAAACGUUAUUUCAGAGAAGCAAAAGGCUCAGGUGCCUCUUAAUGAAUCAAACGAAUCUCAUCAGCGAGUAUUUAAUGCAAGUGGAAUGGGAAAAAUCUUCGAUUCAAGAAUUAGACAUAUCUGGGACCGAUCUCUCUACCGAAUGUCUAAUCGAUAUGUUAGUUCGGAUACCGAAUUUGAAGUUUCUGAGCGCAGGCCAGAUGAACGGAUUCAACGACACUGUGUUAAGUUCGUUCAUGGAACAGGGUAACGUCAGGAAUCUGAUCGCGCUAAACUUGGACUAUUCGGACAAUUUGUCGGACGAGGGACUUUAUAAAUUUUUGUCCCGUUAUGGACAUCAGCUACAGGGGCUUUCUUUGGCCGGCAUGCCACAUAUUACCGAUCAACUGUGGAACACAGUCCUACCGGUUCUCAACAAUGUCAUAAUUAUGGUUAUGGGCACUCAAGAGAGACUAUCUGGUAACGUAUUAGUAGAUCAACUUAUGGACGGUAUAGCUACAAAUUGUCCGAGAUUAGAAAGACUCGAAUUGAAAUGGGAUCCGGAUAAUUUAAGAUUUUCGGAUAAAAGCCAAAAAGCGAUUGAUAUUUUUCGAGUGAAAUGUUUGAAACUCAAAUGCUUGGUUUUAAGCGAUGGAAGGUAUUACGAAAUAGUGAAAGCAAACUUCGAAAGAGCAGAUAGACUAACGGUGGUUAGAACCACUACAUGUUGUAGUGUCUCCAAUUAUUACCUACUACAAAAUUACAAAGAUUUAAUAUUUAAUUGAUUCCAGAUCAUUUAUAAUUUAUAAAAUUAAUUAAGUUAUCAAAAUGUAAAUAAUUAUGUUUCCGACGGUAUAUAAUAUUAUUAUAGUGUCAACCAUAUAUUAUAGUCUAAGCACCUUAAACAAUAAUAAAGUAUACAUAUUUCAUAA
Metopolophium dirhodum (rose-grain aphid) is the source of this 3330-nucleotide messenger RNA. It is a transcript of the gene FipoQ, whose product is annotated as F-box/LRR-repeat protein 2. Gene Ontology annotation, molecular function: protein binding. The record is from RefSeq and is a predicted model, not a curated record. Gene Ontology annotation, cellular component: SCF ubiquitin ligase complex. The transcript has 9 exons. Lineage: Eukaryota; Metazoa; Arthropoda; Insecta; Hemiptera; Aphididae. Bases 1627 to 3183 code for a protein of 518 amino acids. Gene Ontology annotation, biological process: SCF-dependent proteasomal ubiquitin-dependent protein catabolic process; positive regulation of protein ubiquitination.